UUUAAAGCAAAACUGUUACAGUCCGGUCGUAAUAGUGAACCGCGCCGCGUAUUCGUUUUCCUCUCGUUCCCGUUCGUCCUUUCUCGGAGCUCGUUUUUUCGCUACUUAUAUUGCCGUGGUUUAUAUUCCCCAGGAAGCGUAGGAGAUAAUAUAAAGAUCGCGAAACCCAACGAAUUUGAUUUGGUAUUUAAGUUACAAUUUCCGUACUACGAAAGCAUCGCCGUGACGCGUGAUCCGAAAAUUCCGGGCAACGUACUACUGGAUAUGACGCGCGUGUUGGAGCUCCUCGAGAACGAUCCCCGCGAGGACUAUCAGGGCAUUCGGAAACUGCUUCAGAUUCAACUCGUGGACGCGCAAAACUUUCUCGUCGUGGACAAGCUCCGUUCGUGGCUCCAGAGCUUGUUCAGCCAAGCACUCAACCGGAUAGCAUAUCGCGUGGAGCUGGCUGACGGCGUCGUGUCCCAGCUGAAAUAUAGGACUUGUGGGCCGGCCCACACCAUCGUCGUGUAUGGUGACUAUGAGUACUCUGUCGACUUCGUACCCGCCAUCCGUUUGGCGGCCAAACAGAACGUGUUGCUCACGGAGCAGCUGAUGUACUACAACCGCGCCGAUUUACUUUACUGGGAGGCGGUUCCCAAGCCUCUGAAAAUCCAAACUGAGACCAGCAGCAUAUCCUUUCGCUCCUCCUUUUACUCCGCGGAGAAAUUAAUGCUGCUAACUAAGCACAAGAAUUGCCGGAAUGCAAUCAGGGUUAUGAAAAAAUUUCGCGAUGUAAAAACUAACUUGGGCCAUCUUAAGAGCUAUUAUAUUAAAACUUUAUUUCUUUGGAAAAUUAAGCAGGAACCAGAGUCGUACUGGAAGAAGGCGCUCUUAGUCAUUUUGGACGAUAUGUUCGAAGAUCUGGCGGAGCACUUGAAGCGGGGAGUUCUUCCCUUCUUUUGGGAUCCCGAGCUGAACAUGCUCCACGAUUUGACCAAGGUCCAGGUUAGCGAAAUGUACAGGUGCGUCCAACGGUUUCUAGGUGCGCUUAGGGGCGCCGGCAUCCGCCAGAAGCAUACUUUGACGCGUCUCGUUCUUCGGGGAUUUAGUCACAAAAACGAAAGAAAUGUGGGACGAAAUGGGAUGAAGGGACAAAAUACACGAAGGAAGACCCCUUAUAUUUCCGUUCGCGGGGAACGCUCCUGUCAACGCUAUUAGAACAAGUUCAAAAUCCGUCUUGGAAUCCAGAAUCUUUAAUAUCUUUCAGUUAAGUAUUACUAUUUGUGACGCUCAACAUUUUGCUUGGUUAAAAUUGAUUGAUUGAGAAAUGGAAGUUUAAGAACCAAACUGUGCAACUCCUUACACGGGCAUUUGAAAUGUAGUCCCAAAUUGUGCCUAAAUUUAAGUUGACUGUAAUUUUGUUAUUUAUUAAUCAAUAUUUUAAUUAAUAUUUAGUAAUCUAAAUGAAUCUAAUAAUAAAUUAUCAUCAACUGAUUCGUGGCGAAGUUGAUAGUCCCGAAUUGGUUCUCUGUUCCAAGCAGAUUCACUAGAAACUACUUACCCCUAAGUUUAAAUUAUUGACAUGCAUGACCCCUACAGGGUAUUACGUUCUGGCUAUAAUAGACUUUAUCCUAUUAUCUAUUUUGUAAUCAAAAUCUUGAAAUAAACUUAUUUUUGUUCGACGUCAAUUCUGUUGAAUUUCUGUACUAAAAAUCAGUUAUAUCAAUAAAGAACCAAGUAAUGAUAAAAAGUACUGUGCAACGUUCGUUAUUUUUCCGCAAAACAACCAAAGUAAAUUUAAACAUUUUCGAAUCACUGCUUAACAUCGUUAACCUGUGCUGCCACACUUAACAUGACAGCUGAUGGCACAUCGAUUGCCACGAACUGAGUAUCGAUAGUCCUACCGGAGCCUCUGCAGCCCUGGCUCGGCCUGUACUAUAAAAGCAACUGGCAACGCUCCCCUCUCCGUAAUUUUUUUCAAAAUUCUUCUCGUUGGCUGCUCGUGUCGAAACUGAAACUGAAAUUAAAUUAAACUCAGUGCGCGUGCAGACUACUUAGAAUUCCCAUAUUUAAUUGGUUCGGAUGAGAUCGGCGGCCACAGCCAAACCAAAGUCGGGGUCUAAUCGAGCUCGGUGCGUGCAUGCAAAUUUUUGGCAUAAAACAGCCGCGACUUCUUGGAGGCAGCGCACUAGACACAGCAGUUCCGCCGGGGCAGCAGCUACUCCUAUUCCGAAUCCAACCCAAUCCAAGCAAGCGAGCUGAAGCCGUCGCAGUCACCUGUGCCGAUUUCGUAAUCCCAGUCAGGAAUACUCCGAUUCCAAACGCGAGUGAAAGUGCGCGAGUGUUGGUGCGGCCAAAGAAAAUUUCUCGAACUACAUAUUUGCACCAACAGUAGUACGUAGUCAUCCGGAACA
Drosophila erecta is the source of this 2393-nucleotide messenger RNA. RefSeq names its product cyclic GMP-AMP synthase (gene cGlr2). The annotation marks the transcript as partial. Lineage: Eukaryota; Metazoa; Arthropoda; Insecta; Diptera; Drosophilidae. The transcript is spliced from 3 exons. The record is from RefSeq and is a predicted model, not a curated record.